Molecule: messenger RNA, 8678 nt
Organism: Chelmon rostratus (copperband butterflyfish)
Lineage: Eukaryota; Metazoa; Chordata; Actinopteri; Chaetodontiformes; Chaetodontidae
Product: C-myc promoter-binding protein-like
Exons: 35
Coding region: 115-6225 (2036 amino acids)
Biological process (GO): regulation of Rab protein signal transduction
Cellular component (GO): ESCRT I complex; cytoplasmic vesicle
Molecular function (GO): protein binding
Source: RefSeq, a predicted model, not a curated record
CUUUUCGGCACCGACAGCACUGUGAUGAAACAACACCGGUAGACGACGCCGGCCGAAGUUGUGUGUGAGGACCGAUUUGACGUCCACAAGCGGGGCGGUUGGCGGGGAUGGGAGAUGAUGGAGGACAAAGGCCCUCGUGUAGCCGACUACUUCGUGGUGGCCGGUCUGACGGACCCGUCCAAGCCGUUGGACCAGGAGAUCCACUUUGAUGACGUCUGCCACAAGACGGCCAAGCCAAAGGCGCCCAUCACCGAUGUGGCAGUGGUAAUCCGUUCGAUGGGCGAGGAGGUGCCACCAGGGUUCACUUGCAUAGAGGAAACACCAACCGGCCAUUCGGCUGAUCUUAAUACUGGUGGCCUCAUGGCACCCCAGAUCUUCCUGUGCUACAGGCGCGGUCGCGACAAGCCGCCACUCACUGACCUGGGCGUGCUGUAUGAGUGGAAGGAGCGACUGAAGCAGGGCUGCCAUCUCAUCCAGACCACACCCUCCGGUCGACCAGCCAACAUCAGCGGCAAUUCCUCCCAGCGCAUCUAUGUCACCUACCGCCGGGCGCCCGAGAGCCAGCCGCACACCGCCCUGGCCGUCACUGACAUCUGCAUCAUCAUCCCGAGCAAGGGAGAGACGCCCCCACACACCUUCUGCAAGGUGGAGAAGAAUCUCAACAGCAGCAUGUGGGGCUCCUCUGUCUACCUGUGUUAUAAGAAGUCUGUGGCCAAAACCAACACAAUAGCCUACAAAGCAGGUUUAUUCAGCAGAUAUCCGGAGGAGGACUAUGAGUCAUUCCCUCUGCCAGAGUCUGUCCCUCUCUUCUGCCUUCCCAUGGGGGCCACAAUCGAGUGCUGGCCCGCUAACACCAAAUACUCCCUCCCUGUUUUUUCCACCUUUGUCCUCACCGGAGCCUCUGGAGAGAAGGUGUAUGGUGCUGCCAUUCAGUUCUAUGAGACCUACCCGCAGGAGUGUUUGACCGAUCAGCAGCGCUCCCAGCUGGGUCUCCUAAACCCAGAUCCACACAAACCCUCCUCCUCCAACACUACGAUGGCAGCCACCAGCAGCAGCACCAACAGCACCACAACCCCGCGCUCUGUUUACACCAACAAGUGUAUCUGUCUGCUGUCCCACUGGCCUUUCUUUGAUGCUUUCCGCAAGUUCCUCACAUUCCUCUAUCGCUACUCCAUCUCCGGCCCACAUGCCCUGCCCAUCGAGAAGCACAUCUCGCAUUUUAUGCACAAAGUUCCCUUCCCUUCCUCCCAGAGGCCCCGCAUCUUGGUGCAGCUUUCCCCUCAUGACAGUUUGAUGUUGAGCCAGCCAGUGUCUUCUCCUUUGCCGCUCAGUGGCGGUAGAUUUUCCACCCUGCUCCAGAACCUCGGACCAGAGAACGCUGUCACGUUGCUCGUGUUUGCUGUCACUGAACAUAAGAUCCUGGUUCACUCGUUACGACCUGCCGUACUGACCAGCGUCACUGAAGCUCUGGUGUCUAUGAUUUUCCCGUUCCACUGGCCAUGCCCGUAUAUUCCUCUAUGCCCCCUGGCAUUGGCUGACGUGUUGAGUGCCCCCUGUCCAUUCAUUGUAGGAGUUGACUCUCGCUACUUUGAUCUGUAUGACCCCCCACCAGACGUGAGCUGCGUGGACCUGGACACAAACACCAUCUUCCACAAUGAAGAUAAGAGAGCCCUCACAUGGAAGAUCCUGCCAAAGAAAGCCUGUAAAAACCUAAUGAAUGUGCUGAGCAAUCUCUACCAGCAGCUGGUUGACGGUCAGUACCGCCCUGACGGGCUGCUGGAGCUGAGCAUGAGUGAUUCAUCGGAGCUGAGCUGUGGGAAGAGCCUCCACACGCUGGAGCUGGAGAUCCAGGAAGCCUUCCUGCGCUUCAUGGCAGCCAUUUUGAAAGGCUACCGUUCUUUCUUACGACCUAUCACCCAGGCACCCUCCGAGAAAGCCACGGACGCCAGCUCGCUUUUUGACUUGCAAGGGUUCUUAAAGAGCCGCGACCGCUCCCACCAGAAGUUCUACUCACUGAUGACCAAAACCCAGAUGUUCAUCCGCUUCAUUGAGGAGUGCUCCUUUGUCAGCGACAAAGACGCCAGUCUGGCCUUCUUCGAUGACUGUGUGGACAAACUCUACAAUUCAGAGCGGAGUGCAGACAAAGGAGGCAAGGUGGACAGUGACAGGCCGGAGGAGACCAGGCUGAUAGAGAUUGAUGAAUCCCAGCGCAGUGAGCACACAGUCUUUAUCACACCUCCAGAGCUGCCUCCUCUGCCUGAGGGGGAGGAAUAUCCACUAUGCUACAGGUACGAUGGUUUCCCAGUGUUAAGUCUUGACCUGUUUGACCCCAUGGAGGGCCUGCGGACCCCCUCCUCCCGCCUCGCUGCCAGGCACAGCUGUCCCACCAGCCCUGCCCCCAUGUUUAGACGCACUAAGCAGGAGAUCAAGUCAGCCCAGAAGAUAGCUAAGAAGUACUCGUCCAUCCCCCAGCUGUGGUCCAAGUGCCUGCUCCGUCACUGCUACGGCCUGUGGUUCAUCUGUCUGCCAGCAUACGUGAAGGUGUGCCACUCCAAGGUGCGGGCACUCCGCACCGCCUACGACAUCCUCAGGAAGAUGCAGGCAAAGAAGCUGCAGCCCCCUGACGAGGUCUGCUACCGCGUACUGAUGCAGCUGUGUGGACAGUACGGCCAACCUGUCCUGGCAGUCAGGGUCCUCUUUGAGAUGAAGAAGGCCGGAGUCCACCCCAAUGCCAUCACUUAUGGCUACUACAACAAGGCGGUGUUGGAGAGCACGUGGCCCUCCAGCACCAGAGGAGGAUACUUCCUGUGGAUGAAGCUGAGAAAUGUCGUUCUGGGCGUGGCGCAGUUCAAACGGGCGCUACGACGGCACGCUCCCCUCACCCAGAGCCCUCUGUCAGAUGGCAGCGACCUGGACGCCGUGAGUCACGGCAGCCUGGAUAGCUCUGCCGACACUAACCUGGCCGAGCAGGGCCCCUACGCCACUGACUCCGUCAAAGUAGACCCCACUGAUGAUAGAUCUAGCACAGCCGGCCAUGGGGGCGGCAGCGUGGGCGCCAGGGCCCCGGUGGCCAACUCACACUGGGGGGGCUCUGAGCUCAGAGAAGCCACCCUCCACCCAGGAGAUCAGUCAGACUUGGGUUAUAACUCACUGUCAAAAGAGGAGGUUCGGAGAGGAGACCCCAGUGCCCCGGACUCUGCCCCUGACAAAGACGACAAGAAGGAGAGCGACUGCAGCUCCUUGUCGGAGACAGAGAGCGCCAAGGGGAGUAAAGACUGCCUCCCUCAGCUGGACAUGGAGGUCCACUCCUCCUUCAAGUCCUGCGGCAUUGUCCGCAGCACUUGUCCGUACGACGAUUCAUCCUGUAAACCUAAAAGUUCUGCCAGCGCAGGCCAUGUUGCCGGCCUCCUCUUCACUUCCUCUUUGGAUGAGAUUGGUGAGGUCCGUACCAACAGUUUGCUCAGGAGACAUAAGAGUGCUCUGGAGGAGGUGGUGGGCAGCGCCAGCAGUGGCUUGGCUCUUGACUGGCAGGGCGUAAGGGGCCGCCGCCUGAGCGGCGACACAGUGGGCAGCAGCGGCAGUGGCACCACUGUCCUGGGGCUGGGUAUGAGCCAGGGUGAAACCGAUCCAGAUAAGAUUGCAGGACAUCUGGGCGCAGACGUUAAAAUUCUCUCUGGUACCAACUUCACUAAGAAUAAGAGGCCUUGCUCGUUGGCUCUGGGUGGGUUAGAUGGGGCAGCUGCGACGGCAAGCGCUGCCAGAAGUCGUGAUCACAGGGAGGAGGAAGAGGAGACAGAGGGACAGGACUCCAGUGAUGAAGACAGAAGUAAUACAGAGGCCAUUUUUGAUUUGGAGGAUCUGGAUUUGGACAAGCCUGCAACAGGGGUGGGCGUCAGCUCUCACAAAACCAACAAACCUCAUAAAAAACUCAUUGAACGCAGCGCCAGCUAUGGUGGCAUGAGCACCGAGACGUCCAGAGGAGCCGUCAAGCGCACAGGUAUCGAGAUGGGUUUCGACCCCCUGUCCCUGCUGGCCGCAGAGUCACAGAUCGAGCAGGAAAAUGAGGAUCAGUACCCAGAGGGGGACGAGGCCAGCACGCCGAGCGCCCGCAGGCACCUCGCUAGGGAGAUUGAGCUCUACAUGAACCACAUGGGCAGCCCGCUGAGCAGCCGUACACCCAGCAUGGACCUGCAGGACCCAGCCAGCCCCCUCCUCUUCCACCCCUCCUCACUCUCUGCCCCCCGCAGAGCCAGCCUGCCCCACAGCUCCCCCCUCAGGACUGCUGGGGUGCCGCGCUCCCGCACCUUCCACCCACCCUCGCCCUCCCAAACCAUCUCACGACAACGUCUGUGGUCGUCGCCUCCCUGUCGUAGCUCCAGUACCACCCCCAGCCCCAGCCCCCGGCCCAGUCCAUACAGGGAGAGGACAGAUAGGAUGAGCCUGGCGUCACCUUCACCCUCCUCCUCCUCUUUUGCUCUGGACACUCUGCUCACACCAACCCUUGAUGUAUUCAAGACCAGUGUGUUCUCUGCUGGGAAGGGCGUGGCGGAGAAGGCAAGCCGCUGGUAUUCCCGUCUUGCCACAUACACCACACCUACCAAGGACGGUCACAGUGACCGCCUGAGUGUGUCCUCCCUCGGGGUUGGGGAUCCAGACUGCUCCUCCCUGCUGGAUGAGGAGGAUUGUAGGGAGUCUGAGAGCUCCUUGGUCUCUCCGCAGAGGAACGGCCCCAUGGGGCCCCGCCGGAGCCCCAGACGCAGCCCCCUCCGCAGCAGACUGGACAGCCCUGCUGCAGCCUCCAGCCUUGGAAGACCCACAUCUCUGCUCCCUGGAUGUGUCCUCUCGCCUCCUGGCUUCCCUCUGCCAGACAAGUCGGACCUCGGCUCCUCUCGCUACACCAGCAACACCAGCAUCUUCAACAACUAUGCCAUGGAGCUGCUGAUCUCCAGCUGUUCUCGCUGUAAGACGUGUGACUGCCUGGUGUACGACGAGGAGAUCAUGGCCGGCUGGACCGCAGACGACUCCAACCUGAACACCACCUGCCCCUUCUGUGGAAACCCCUUCCUGCCCUUUCUCAACGUGGAGAUCAGGGACAUGCGAGGACCUGGCAGGCUUUUCCUGAAGGGUAGCCCGUCGGUGGAUGAGGCCAUGACCUCAUCGUACUCGGCCUCCACAGGUUUGGACACGGGCACGUCCACCUUGUCCACCCCCUGUCCUACAACAGCUGUCUCCCCUCCCUCCCCUGUGAUUGCCGUCCAGGACUGCUCAGGGAGUGGAAGGACACGAUCGACCAGGGCUCAAGGUAUCCACAUCCCUUCAGACCGCCGGCAGAGGGGGCUGUCCCCCGGAGCACCCAUGGCCCGCAGCGUCAGUGCUUUUGGUCCCCUGGAGGAAGCAACUCGACUCAACCGCUGUGUGCCGACAUCAGGCAGCCUGCCGAGCCGUCUCAAUGAAGCCACGGACCCACUGAGCAUGGAGUGGCGGCUCCACAACCCAGAGCCGGUGACGGUUCCUUACCUGAGCCCACUGGUGCUGUGGAAGGAGCUGGAGAGUCUGCUGGAGAACGAGGGCGACCCGGUGAUCACUGAGGCCGACAUGGUGGACCAUCAUCCCAUUAUCUACUGGAACCUGGUCUGGUACUUCAGACGGCUGGACCUGCCCAGCAACCUUCCGGGUCUCAUCCUCACCUCUGAGCACUGCAACAGGGACUCCCAGGUUCCUCGUCACUGGAUGUCAGAGGACAGCAAACACGUGCUGAUCCAGAUCCUGUGGGACAACCUGAAGCUGCACCAGGACCCCCUCCAGCCUCUCUACAUCCUCUGGAACACAUACAGACUUAAUUGUACUCUGUUGUUAGAGAAUGUGGGUUACCCUCUGUCCCGGCCGGUCUCGGAGGAGGAGAAGCCGUUCAGCGAGGAGUUACUGCAGAGCGUGGUGAAGAGCAUCCAGAGGAACGACGUCAGCCGGCCGAUGUCUCAGCUGCUGCAGCUGCUGGGCCAGACGCUUGGGAUCAAAAGGCAAAGGAGUUUGUACAGGGACAUCCUCUUCCUCUCCCUGGUGGCUCUGGGAAAAGAUAACAUUGAUAUUGACGCCUUCGAUCGGGAGUACAAGCUGGCGUACGACCGCCUCGUGCCGAGCCUGGUGAAGCUGACCCACAACUGUGACCGUCCUCCCAGCACGGGGGUGAUGGAGUGCCGCAGGACAUUUGGAGAGCCUUACCUGUAAACGCUCACCUUCACGGGCCAGGAGCAACUUCAGUCAUUGUUUUAAGACGAGCUCAGGAAACCUGUCGGAAGACUGUGAAUGUGCACUACGGAAACGCUUUGGGAAAACUCUGCGAGUGAUCAAAAAGGUGCAGUUGACAGCGCUCAGCGUCAUGUAGCCCUGAACAAAAAAAAAAAAGUUUUACGGACUUCAUCUGAAUGAACGUUCAUAAACACAACUUCAUCCAGUGUUGUUGAUGUUCACCUGGUUUCUUUAGAAAUCCUGUGAAAAUUACACAAAAUUACUGUAAAUACACCGCAGUAGAGGGUUUUUUUUUUUAAUGCAACAUUUAUAUUGUAUAGUCGUACAGAAUAUGAAGACUAAUAUUAGCAAUAUUUUAACUUGAACUCUAUUUAUACAAAGUAAGCUUUAUUUAUUGUAGUGUUUUGUCAUGUGGUCGCUGUUGUCUCGCAGGUUAAACCAGCGCGACCUGAACACUCACUGCUCAUUUCCAGCAAACUGAAGAGAUGUCACUGUACAGAUUUAGUGUCUGUUUUCAGUUAGGACUAGUUGGAGCAUAAAAAAAAAAAAAAAUUAAAAUUAGAGCUGCAACGAUCAGCCAAUCCAACUAAAAUAACUCAGAAACGAUUUUGCCCGUUGAUUGAUCGUUUCAGUCGUUUUUCCACCGGGUUCCAGCGUCUCCAGUGUGAGAAUCUGCUGUUUUAUUUGUCACACCUGUUGAUCAGACAAAACGAGCAGAUUUCAGACAUUACAGUGGAAAAGUCCGACUGGACUGUGGGUUCAUGCCUUUUGUGCAUUAUUAAGAUUGCAAACAUUUCAUAGACAAACCAUUUAAAUGAUUAAUCAAUGAAUUGACCAAUAAUGAAAACAGUUGCAGCCCUAAUUUCAAUGUUUGAGCCACUUUAAAAGCUGCCUUUGAUGUUAGUCCAGUAUCUGAACAUAACGUCCGCUGUGCUGCCACAACCACUUACAGUUGUGCUCGUUUCAUUCUAAUGUAAAGUGUACGAAACAUUUUGAAAUAUUUUUUCAUCCUAUGAAUAAUAACUUUUUAGUUGGCUUUGCUGUUUGUUAACCUCAGUGUGUCUAUUCAUCGUCUCUGUGCUUCAGACUGUUGGCAGAUGAAUUUGGAGAGAACUCACUACAGUACAGUUUGUCCGAAAUAUAGAGAAGCUGUUCUGAAAUACUAAACCAAAUAUGAUGCAGGCAGUCACUGUCAGUGCUGAAAAACAAAUUAAACUAAAAAACUAAACACCUUUUAGCAGCCAUAUUGGAGGUUUACAGCUCUUAAAGGAAAAUCCUGGUACAUGUUGCUACUUUAUGUACUUACUGCCACUACAACGAAGUCUGACAGGAGGAGAAACACAUUAAGAUACGUAAACCACCUCAUUUGGAGGUAAAACAUGAAUUGUUGGUAAUAAUCUCUCACUGCACAGGAAACAUGCAGCAAAAUGUCCACAAACUUGAUAUUUCAGGAGGGAAAAAAAAAGCUUUACCCACAUUGUCACUUAUUUUUACAUAUCUGUGGUACAAUUUCUCAACCAGCCUGAUUUUACAUUUUACAACCACUUAUUGAAUGUUUGCGUUCGGCCUGUGGUAGUAACGAAUCAGAUUGGAGGGUGCAGACCCCAGCCACAGUGCCGAUGAGCUUUGAAUUGUUUUUAUGAGGCGGCGUCUGUGAUUCCUCUAAAGUGCAUUAUUGAGAUUUUAUGAUUGUCACUGGGUUGUUUUUACGAUCAGAUAUCUGUGAAAAGCUCAGAGUGCAGUUUUGGGAGAAUGAAAAUGUCCUCUGAGGUAACAUCCCGUCGUGUUGUUUCAGUAUCUGUCACUCAGCAGCUUUACCUCCAUCAUAUCAAAGUAAAACCAAAAAGGGAUUCUGGUUUCAGUGGCCACAGGAGACACUAAUGAUACAUUAACAGACGGUGGGAUACGAGUGUUUUCUAGCUAGCUUCAGCACAUAUCAGCCUGUGUUAGAGCUCCACUGAACAGAACUCAAAGACCUCUUUAGCAAAACCUGGAGCUCAGAGGAAUCUUUGACCAAACAGACUCUGGUAGAACUGGAUUUUCAUGUGUGUGUUAAUGAUGACUGAUAGACGGACUUGAUGGUUGACCGAGGACCCUGAACUCAUGGUGGUCUCAUGAAUCUCAACCAUGUGUGAUUUGUGGUCAGUAAGUUGCACUUUGCCCCUUGAAAAGUAAACCGACUGUUUUCAUCUUGAAAAUCCGGUCGAGGUCCAGGAGAGGACGCAUCAACUUUGAGGUCGGCAGCUGGAAAAAGCUGCCAAUCAUCUGUGGAUACUUGUUGUGUUUAAAAGUUGUACAAAUGAAUGAUUUUUGCAGAAUCUGGGGCUGUGUACAUUUGAACCCGCCCUUUGUAGAAAUCACAUUUUAUAACAAUUUAUUCACACGUGCAAAGGUCCUUUUUAGAUGUGAAGAUUCUGUACAGCGACUAGAUC